AUGGUUGAGAUUUGGGGGAGGCGAGCGGUCUUUGACCUGGAUUGGAGGCAAUUUGAGGCCGUUAUCACACGUUCUGCAGAGAGUACGGAGUCACCAAUUUUAGAGGAGGCCGGUGAGAGUGGUUCAGAACAGAAGCCAAAGCCUCCAAUUAAAUAUGGAGAACUCGUCAUACUCGGAUACAACGGCUUCCUACCGGCCGGCGAACGCGGACGGCGCAGAAGCAAAUUCGUAUUAUACAGAAGGCCGCAACCAAAUGGUGUGCGAAGGUCUAAACACUAUGUGGUGAAGACACCGCACAGCAGCAAAGCAAUUCUUGACGCGAGCCAGCACUCCAUAUCCUACACAUUGAGCCGCAGUCAUGCGGUCAUUGUUGAAUACACAGAAGACCUGGAAACGGAUAUGUUUCAGGUGAGUUUAUAA
Pieris macdunnoughi is the source of this 420-nucleotide messenger RNA. Lineage: Eukaryota; Metazoa; Arthropoda; Insecta; Lepidoptera; Pieridae. The record is from the annotation of a GenBank genome assembly.